This is a messenger RNA of Engraulis encrasicolus (European anchovy), 2158 nucleotides long. RefSeq names its product nicotinamide nucleotide adenylyltransferase 2 (gene nmnat2). The transcript has 11 exons. The coding region runs from base 885 to 1739 and encodes 284 amino acids. The record is from RefSeq and is a predicted model, not a curated record. Gene Ontology annotation, molecular function: nicotinate-nucleotide adenylyltransferase activity; nicotinamide-nucleotide adenylyltransferase activity. Gene Ontology annotation, cellular component: Golgi apparatus. Gene Ontology annotation, biological process: NAD+ biosynthetic process. NCBI's taxonomy places the organism in Eukaryota, Metazoa, Chordata, Actinopteri, Clupeiformes, Engraulidae.
AAAUUUCCUUAACAUUGCUGUUAUGACUUAGGACAUGAUACUGAAGCCUGAUGCUGCCUUGGAUGAGGUUAAUCUUAGACACUUUGUGACAUGUUGUGAUAAAUGCACAGAGUAAUAAUGCACACUUCCUAAACAUAUCAGCAAGUCAUGUAGUAGUACAUGAUACUUGACUGACUAAUCAUUUGCUAGCCAACUCAUGUUAGAGGGAAAAUCCAUGUAAUUGGCAAAUUACUGAUAGGUUUUAUAGGCACUAUUCUUUAAAAUUACACAGAAAAAAGGUUGAAGAGAAGAAAGGUAUGGCGUUUCGAUGCGAUGCAUGCUUUCUGACUACAACUUGAGUGAAACGGAAUGGAUAUUCACAGGACUACAGCAUCACCCCAACAAUCAAGUCAGCCAACGGAGUGUCGAUUUGUUUUGAUUGUCCAGGUGGACGCUAAAGGUGGAAUCAACCUUUUACCCGGCGGUGAGAAACCUCACAAUAAGGUUCGGGGAAUCACGUUCCUUUUUCACACUCAAUUUUCACGACAUGUAGUAGCCUACUAGCGUCUAGCACAAAAAGAUGAACGCCAUCUGCCUUGAUAUUUGCACGAUAUUAUUGACAGCCAUCCAAUGCAACACAUUCUUUCACAUCAUCCUGGUUACAGUCAGGACUAAAAGGCUACUCUUUUCACCCAUUGCGAUGUGGUGAUGCACACAAACACAACAAGCAUCUCACCACGAUGAUUAAACACACACAUUCAACACACCACAUCUAAAAUUUACAAUUGCACACACUGGCGACUACGUUCGCAGUCACAGGUUAGACAGGGAUAGCAACUGUUACCAUGAUUAACCUCAAGGUUACCAAGCUAAACUGUGGCUAGCUGUGGACCUGUGUAGUCUACAUGGAUCAGAGGCGAAAAGAGAAAGCCAGGGAGCACCUGCACAAGACUGGUCGGUUUAUAGUGAUUGGUGGCAUCAUUUCUCCUGUGCAUGACUCCUAUGGCAAACCGGGUCUUGUUCCCAGCAAACAUCGCCUCACCAUGUGCCAGAUGGCGGUUCAGUCAUCUGACUGGAUCAGGGUUGACCCAUGGGAGUGUUACCAGGACACCUGGCAAACCACCUGCAGCGUGCUGGAGCACCACCGAGACCUCAUGAAGAGAGUGACAGGAUGCAUCCUCUCGAAUGUGAACACACCCUCCACCCCUGUGAUUGGCCAGCCACAGAAUGAGACCACAACAACAAUCUACCAGAAUCGCAACAUGGCCAACAAGCCCACAGUUGUGAAACUGUGGGGCAAGAUGAGUGAAAGCCUGGGUAAAAUCUGCUGCGUUCGCCCAAACAUGGACCGCUUCACCUUUGUGGAUGAAAAUGCCAACCUUGGGACUGCCAUGAGAUAUGAGGAAAUUGAGCUGCGUAUCCUUCUCCUGUGUGGAAGUGAUUUGCUGGAGUCCUUCUGCAUCCCAGGCCUAUGGAAAGAGAGCGAUAUGGAGGUGAUUGUGGGAGACUUUGGGAUUGUGGUGGUGCCUCGGGAUGGAACUGACACGGAGAGGAUAAUGAAUCACUCGUCUGUGCUGCGCAAGCACAAGGACAACAUUGUUGUGGUAAAAGAUGACGUCAACAACCCAAUGUCUAUUGUCAGCUCUACCAAGAGCAGAUUGGCCCUCCAGCAUGGCGACGGGCAUGUGGUGGACUACCUGAGCCAGCCCGUCAUUGACUACAUCCUGCAGAGUCAGCUGUACAUCAAUGCCUCUGGAUAGGAGGGGAGGGGAGGGGAGGGGAGAAGCAUCUUGUCACACAUGUAUUGCUCGUCUGUCUCUGUGUGUCAAUCUUACAGUACUAUACUCCUCCCGUGCUGUUGCUUUUCCAUAUAGAGGAGCAUUAAGUAUCCAUGUCCUUUUCUUACUGUCUCAUAGUGACCCGUCCCACUGGGCCUGACUGAGAGUGUACAGUGUUGUGCCUGAGAGCUACAUUUACAUAUGGACCUCCUCCACCAAUGGGAUAAUUGGAACUUGAUUGUGUGGCUGGAGAGGGGGCCAAUGACAAAGAGAAUGAGAGCGGACGGAAAGACGGAGAAUGUUUUUGUUUUGUCGUAAGAAAGUGAGGCAGAGAGAUAAAAACAUUACCUGCUGUAAUGUUGGUCUUUGCUUUUAAAAUUUCAUAUCAAUGCUUUCCUCAA